This is a messenger RNA of Trichoderma aggressivum f. europaeum, 1380 nucleotides long. RefSeq lists its product as uncharacterized. NCBI's taxonomy places the organism in Eukaryota, Fungi, Ascomycota, Sordariomycetes, Hypocreales, Hypocreaceae. Bases 1 to 1380 code for a protein of 459 amino acids. Gene Ontology annotation, biological process: siderophore biosynthetic process. The transcript has 2 exons. The record is from RefSeq and is a predicted model, not a curated record.
AUGGCUGCUGUUUCUCUCUCAUCAAUACCCCCCGAUCAAACUGUGAUCAAGCUUCCUCAUCCCUAUCACACCGAAUACACCAUCCAAAAAGCCUCGGCCGAGCCAACCGCAGACAACAAUGUUGAACACUAUCGUCUCAACAUCAAGCCCAACGCCUCUUCCGGAAAGAAGCCUCCCGUAGAGCUUCACGCUGCCCACGCCGUCUUUACUGAGCCAAUUGACCUCAAAUCAAGCGAGCUGCCGCCGCAGUCAAAUAACAGCGCCUGGGCACGCGCCAGACGGUCACCAUGCGCAACCGUGUCCUGGGAUACUCUUACAGAGCGUCCUACUUUGGCGCAGGCGUGGCUGAUACUCUAUGUAUUGUUCACCACGCGGCCUUCUACAGAAACACUGAGACUCGAGCUCACGGGCGCAAACGCCAUUGUCUUGGGGCAGCAACUGAAGGACGUUGCUCUCGCCAUUGACCACCCGCUCCGUCCUCAGGAGCAGCCAGGGCCAUCCACAACGACAGAUAGUAUCGUUGUCGUGGCAUUGCGAUCAACGUUCUGGCAGGGCGCUGGGUCUCCUUUCGGCCCUCGACCUGUUUGGUGCCCCGAGGAAUCUCCAUCGGCUCUGCCCUCGUCCAACCCGUUGAACUCGUAUCCCCUCACGCCUCUCCAGCAUACAAUGACGAUAGUUUCGGCCGGCGAUCCUCAAGAUCCUGACCGACGCCAGCAAACGUGGCAUCCGAUCCGCCCUGCCAAGCCAGCUCCUGGCGCCGUCAUCUAUAGCCGAUGGAUCCCCCAUCUGCAAGAGACGUUUUCGAUGGUGUCGCUAGAUUGGCAAGAUGCUGAGCAUUUGAGGCUCUUCCAUGAGUGGCAGAAUGAUCCUCGUGUGUCGCAGGGUUGGAAUGAGACGGGAACCUUGGAGCAACACCGAGAGUAUCUACGAAAGAUGCACGUUGAUCCGCACCAAGUUGCUGUUCUGGCCAAGUGGAACGACGCCUACUUUGCAUACUUUGAGAUUUACUGGGCCAAGGAGGAUCGCCUCGGAAGCUACUACGACGCCGGGGACUUUGAUCGUGGCCGCCACUCCCUCGUUGGCGACGUCCGUUUCCGCGGCCCGCACAGAGUAUCGGCGUGGUGGAGCAGUCUGAUGCAUUACCUCUAUCUGGACGAUCCUCGAACCAUGUAUGUCGUGGGCGAGCCCAAGGACAGCAACUCAACAGUCGUCAUGUACGAUCUCAUCCACGGCUUUGGCCUUGACAAGUUUGUCGACCUGCCGCAUAAGCGCAGUGCUUUUGUGCGCUGCCACAGAGAUCGCUUCUUCCAGCUUUGUCCGUUGGGCGAUAAUGAGAAGGCAGUUGGCGGCAUGAGGAUUGGGCUGGUUCCGAAGCUGUAG